Molecule: messenger RNA, 1784 nt
Organism: Morus notabilis
Lineage: Eukaryota; Viridiplantae; Streptophyta; Magnoliopsida; Rosales; Moraceae
Product: transcription termination factor MTERF4, chloroplastic
Exons: 1
Coding region: 170-1684 (504 amino acids)
Biological process (GO): regulation of DNA-templated transcription
Molecular function (GO): double-stranded DNA binding
Source: RefSeq, a predicted model, not a curated record
CUGUAUUUCGGCCACCAUACCGAUCGUCUUUUCCUCUAAACUCUGCUGUGCUUCCGCAACUUUGGUUGUCGUCUCCAACCAACAGAAAUCUCUUCCUCUCAAAUUCCCAAUUCAGGUAAAUCAAUCCAAUACCACUUUUUCCUCUUCAUUUUGCUGUCGUUUGUGAAUUAUGAACUCACUUCUCAGAAGAACAACAAAACCCAUUACCAAAACCCAAAUAUUAUCGUCAUUAUUCCCUCUCAAACUCACCCCAAUCGAAUCCAACCAAAAUCCACGUCCCAAACUUCCCCAUCUCCAAAACCCUUCAAGGGUUUUGCAGAUUCGUCCCUUCUCAACCCAGUUUCCCGAGUACGAAAUGCCCUCGGUCACCUGGGGCGUUGUCCAGGGCCGAAAGGAGAAACUAGUUUCAAAAGUCAUAAUUUGCGAUUAUCUUAAGAGUUUAGGAAUAGUUACUGAUGAAUUGGAAAGCUUGGAAUUGCCCUCCACAGUUGAGGUCACGAGAGAGCGAGUUGAGUUUCUUCAGAGGUUAGGAUUGUCUAUUGACGACAUUAAUGAAUACCCUUUAAUGUUAGGUUGUAGUGUGAGGAAAAAUAUAAUUCCUGUUUUGGGCUAUUUGGAGAAGAUUGGGUUGCCAAGAUCCAAACUUGGUGAGUUUGUUAAGAGCUAUCCUCAGGUUUUGCACGCUAGUGUUGUCGUUGAGCUUGCGCCCGUUGUUAAGUUUCUUCGCGGUCUUGAUGUCGAGAAGGAUGAUAUCGGAUACGUCUUGCAGAAGUAUCCUGAGCUUCUCGGGUUUAAGCUCGAAGGGACUAUGAGUACUUCUGUUGCUUAUCUUGUUAGUAUUGGUGUUAGUCCUAGAGAUAUUGGUCCAAUGGUCACUCAAUACCCUUAUUUUUUGGGGAUGAGAGUUGGGACGAUGAUUAAACCGCUUGUCGAUUACUUGGUUUCGUUGGGUUUGCCUAAGAAGAUUUUGGCUAGGAUAUUGGAGAAGCGGGCUUAUAUACUCGGUUAUGAUCUUGAAGAGACUGUUAAACCCAAUGUGGAUUGUUUGUUGAGUUUUGGGAUUAGGAGAGAAGUACUUGGUUUGGUUAUUGCGCAGUACCCGCAAAUCAUCGGGCUGCCUUUGAAAGCCAAGUUGUCGUCCCAGCAGUAUUUCUUUAACUUGAAGCUCAAGAUUGAUCCCGAAGGGUUUGCGAGGGUGAUAGAGAAGAUGCCACAGAUUGUUAGCCUCCAUCAAAAUGUGGUAUUAAAACCGGUUGAGUUUCUUCUUGGAAGGGGGAUACCGUCGGAGGAUGUGGCCAAGAUGGUUGUGAAAUGUCCGCAGUUGGUUGCAGUGCGACCCGACCGCAUGAAAAACAGCUUUUACUUUUACAAGAGUGAGAUGGGGAGGUCAAUCAAAGAGCUUGUGGAAUUCCCCGAGUACUUAACUUACAGCUUGGAGUCGAGGAUUAAACCGAGGUAUCACAGGUUACAGAGCAAGGGCAUUAGGUCUUCACUGAAUUGGUUUCUCAACUGCAGUGACCAGAGAUUUGAAGAGAGGUUACAAGGGCAUUAUAUCGAAACAGAGAGGUUGGGACCCUUUUUUUGUAUGGGCGGGAAGUUAGAGCUACCGGGUAGGGAAAUUGUGUCGGAUGAGGAAGAAGAGAACGAGGAUGAAGUACUUUACAGAAGAACUGUUUCUCUGUAACAAAAUUUGGUUGGUAAUACUAGUGAUGUAUUUUCAACUCAAAAUUAUAUUCAUGGUAUUUUUGUAUCAGUUGUGCUUAUCUCUUUGAUUUUUCUUCCUG